This is a messenger RNA of Paramecium tetraurelia, 2379 nucleotides long. RefSeq lists its product as uncharacterized. The record is from RefSeq and is a predicted model, not a curated record. NCBI's taxonomy places the organism in Eukaryota, Ciliophora, Oligohymenophorea, Peniculida, Parameciidae. The transcript is spliced from 5 exons.
AUGAGCGUCUCUUCGAAUUAAUAAGUAUAUGAAGAACUUAUGGAUAAAAUCAAAAACAAUUCAGAGGUAAGAGAGAAAUUUGACAGCAGAACUUAAAGUGGAUUAUUAGAUAAAGACUAUGCUCACGAAGUCUUGAUAGAUUGGAGUGAUUUACUAAAUUAUGAUCUGAGUGAUGCUAUAACUUAUUUUGAUCUCGAUAAUCCUGACAUUCCCCCGGAAGAGAUCAGGUAGCACUUAGAUUUUGACAGUUUCAUUAAUCUGGUCAACAAAUGGUUAUAGAAGCAAUUAUUGCAAACAUCACCCAAGUAGAAACAAAGUACAAACUAAGACCAAUACUGGUUUAAGAGUGAACCAGGAACACUCAAUACAGAACAGAGUGAUUUAAAGCAUUAGGAGUAAUUAAUAAAAGCAAUUUUUGAGACACAAGAAGCCAAGACAAAAAAGGUAUUUAACGAAUACGCAAUGAUGGGUGAUCAGAACGAUACAAUUAGUAAAUAAGAUUUCCCUCUAUUGCUUAAAAAUUUGUUAUAUCAACAUAAUGCAUCAAUUUACGAGAAAAGUGGCUAAGAAGAUUACUUCAUGAGAAGUAAUUCAUAUGGAAAUUUGAAUAAUUUUUUAAGGGAUGACCAAAUCAAUUAUCAAUAAUUCAAGGAGGCAGCAAUUCAGUUCAUAAAAGGAAAUCAAGAUUUAAUUCUUUUGGAUCACGAAUAAAUUAGUAAAAAAAAAGAAAAGCAGCCACCUUAACAUCCCCCAAAUUUGGAAGAAGAACUUUUACAAUAAAUAGAAAAGUAUUAACAGAUUUUAUAAACAACUGAACCUGAAAUUGAGAAGUAGGUUCUCAGAAACAUGAUUACAACUUUGGUCCGUUAGCUGGAUUUAAUAAGAGACAACACUAUGAAGUUUGAUGAAACCUAAAUAAAUUCCACCAUCAAACCUAAAGCUAAUUUAUAGGUCUCAUUCUCAGGAAUAGUUCGGCCUGAGAAAAGAGCAAAAACAAAAGAAGAGAUUGAAAUUGGAAAAAGAGACAACCAAAUACUUGAAAUAUUUCUCUUUUUUGCCAAAUAAUAAUAUGUCAAUGGAGUUGCAUAUGAAUUUGAUAGAUACACUAAGGAAGCCUAAAGUUUAAGUUUGGGUAUGUUCUUAUACUUUUGUAAAUGUUUUGAUUUGAUUGAAACUCAUGUAAGAAAGCCUAACGAAGAAAAUUUAUUAGAGAGAAAAAAAAGAGGUGAAGAAGUCAACAUUACUCGAUUGAAUCAAACAAUAGUCAAUAAAAGUUUGUUGGAAGAGGAGAAAUAAGUAGAAUAAGCUUCAACGAUAAUGUCUCCAAAAUAAAAACCUCCUACUGUUCCAGUGGAUAUUCAAAAAGUUGAAAACUUGCCUCGAAGGAAUAAAUAUUCUCAUGUCCCUUCAAAAUUUGAGUGGUGGAAUGAUGAGUUAAAGUUUGAUAAAUACUACAAUCCAAAUCAAAACCCUUUACCUCAACAAAUCUUAGAUGACAUGAAAUAUUUAACCAAAGAGGAAAUCAAGAGUUUGUUCAAAAGAAGUGCCUUCGGUAAAGAUCUCGAUUUUGAUGAAUUCAAAUGUUUGUUAGGUUUUAUGGCCAAUCUCAUGUUCAAAUAAAAUGGGGAAAGACACCCCCAUGCCUAUUAAUUGAUAUUAAGAUUGAUGUACAUAGAUUAUCCAGAAGAAUAUAGAAAAAGAUUAAUUCCCAUCAAAAUUCCAUUUAAUUGCAAAGAGAAAAUAGGUUUCAGAUAACUUCCAGGUUAUGAACACCAUGAAUAUAAAGGAAGAUAAUUAUCAUAGCAAGAAAAACAGCAACUCUAAAAAUUAAAACAAGAAAGAGAAAAUUAAUUAAGAGAGAGACUUACUGAAAAUCCUAAUUAAAGCAUUCGAUCUAUAGGAUCGAUAGGAUCUCAAUCCAUUGCUAAUUUACCAUAUAACAAACAAUAAGGCAGAUUCUUAAAUGGAAGAAUAGACUUGGAUAGGGAAAAGGUUUCAUGGGCGAAACUUGAAAAUUUAAAUCCCAAUGACUUAAGUGGUCAUGGCAGAAAUUUCAAGCCCUAAGAUUUGAUAGAUGAAUUCGAAGAUGAAGAAGAUAGAUUCUUCUUAAAAGAGUUCUCUCUGGAAGAAGAAAAAAGAAAUCAAUAAAAACCUGAAGAAGUUUAAAAAAAUCUAGAGAAGUAUGGUGCUUAUAAGCCUCCCAAGAGACCUACUUAAAAACACUAAAUGAGUCAACCUUAACUCUUAAAUUAGAGAUACGAAUAAAAGAGUCUAGACAUGAAAAAUUAGUACUUGUAAAGAGCUAAUCAAAUUUAGUAAUUACAAAAUAAAAAAGAGUAAUAACUACUCUAAAAAAUUAACAAAAAAUAUAAAAUUUGA